UGCUGGUGGGUAUAGCCAGCUGCUGCAAUGAGUUAGGCAUGACCAUAUCCUUCUUUCAAAGUUUCAUACUUGUAUCGAAAAAUGCAUUUGUGCCACUGCUUUCUCAGUACCAAUUUAUUGAAUGCUUUCUCCAUCAUACUCUAGUCCAAGGUUUUUGUAGAUAACUCCAAAAAAAAUGAAGCACCCACCAGCACAAAUUCAUCUCCCCACUGUCCUUCAUACUCUUAUGGUACUGGUCUUAAUAUCAAUUCCAAUAUCAAAUGCAAAAUCCAUGAUUGAACCAUGCAGUUCUUCCGAUUCUUGCUCCUCUCUGUUGGGUUACAUCCUCCCCUAUGACUCAGAACUCGCUGAGAUAUCAUACCGCUUUAGGAUCAAUGCCUCUGAUCUCCUAGCAGCCAAUUCUAUCAGUCCCAAAACAUUAGGUGACCAAAUUUUCCAUGCCAAAGCAUUUCUAAGAGUGCCUAUUUCAUGCCCAUGUGUGGAUGGAAUUCGACGAUCCUUGUCUACAACUUACACUGUUCAGGCAGCUGACACACCGGACUCAAUUUCAGCUGGCUUUGGUGGGCUGGUUAGUGCAGAACAAAUAAGGGAUACCAAUGGUAUUAAUACCCAGAAUCCGUUAAUGAGUGGGGAGAAACUUGUGAUUCCAUUGCCAUGCACAUGCUUUGACAAUGUUAACAAUGGGAUUGCUUCAGUGUACAUGUCAUAUGUAGUGCAAAGGGGGGAUGGUUUGGGCAGCAUUGGGGCUGAAUUUGGGGUCAGUACCAUGAACUUGGUGGCAGUGAAUGGGCUCGGCCAGCCGGAGGUUGAUCCUGGAGACAUACUCUCCAUCCCAAUUUCAGCAUGUUCAUCUGCAAACCUCAACUGGUACAAUGAGAGCCUAAUUGUUCCCAAUGGAUCAUAUGCUCUUACUGCCAACAACUGCAUCAAAUGUUCUUGUGGACAGCAUGACCUCAAUUUGCGAUGCGGGACCUCUGGUAUUGCAACCACAUGCUCUCAGUUACAAUGCAAGGGAUCUGAUCUUUUUAUUGGCGACUCACAUGUGAAUCAAACGGCUACAGGGUGUAACAUCACUACUUGUGUGUACCGUGGCCAUCUUGGUGGCAAGAUUUUCAGAAGUUUAGCUAAUUCUUCUCAAGCUCCUUGUCCAGGGAAUCAAAGUUCUAAUGCAGCAUCACCAUUUUCAUUUGAUCCUGGAGUCCCAUCCAUCGCAAUAUCUCCAUCCCCAUCACAAUCUAUUUCACCUUCUACCGGGGCCCUUGCGCCAAUGAGUGGACAAAAUUUCAACAUUUCUAGCAAUGGAAGAUUGCUGGUUACAGCUUUGUCUUUCAGUUUACUACCCCUACAGCUUGGCAUUCUCUUUCUCUUGUGAUUAUUCUCUCUCAUUCUUUUAUAAUAAAAAAAAAUUUCUUGU
Molecule: messenger RNA, 1414 nt
Organism: Rubroshorea leprosula
Lineage: Eukaryota; Viridiplantae; Streptophyta; Magnoliopsida; Malvales; Dipterocarpaceae
Source: the annotation of a GenBank genome assembly